Microstroma glucosiphilum is the source of this 1065-nucleotide messenger RNA. Its product is annotated as NAD(P)-binding protein. Lineage: Eukaryota; Fungi; Basidiomycota; Exobasidiomycetes; Microstromatales; Microstromataceae. The coding region runs from base 78 to 920 and encodes 280 amino acids. The record is from RefSeq and is a predicted model, not a curated record. The transcript has 2 exons. Gene Ontology annotation, molecular function: oxidoreductase activity.
UCACUGUCUUCCUCGAGCAAUUCGUUCGUCUCGUUCGGUCCCCAUCCUCUUUUUCCGCAACCCAUUCCCUACCAGCCAUGAAAGUCGCCAACAAGCUCUUCUUCAUCUUCGGCGGAGCAUCCGGUCUGGGUGAAGCCACGGCCCGCCUCCUGCAUUCCCAAGGUGCCUACGUUGCUAUUCUCGACCUCAACGAGGACCUAGCUCAGUCGGUCGCCUCCUCCCUCAAUACCAAUCAAGAAGCCACAAAGAUGUCUUCUGGAAUGGGACCGACAGAGAGAGCCUUGCAUGCAGCGGUGGACAUCUGUGAUACCGAGAGCAUAGAGGCGGCUUUUGCGCUGUGUGAUGAAAAGUGGAAGGACGUAGAGGUCGGCGGAGCAGUGGUGGCUUCCGGAAUCGGCAUGGUGGGCAAGACGUUGGAGAGGGACGGCUCACCACACAAUCUCGACGUAUUUGAGCAAGUCAUCAAGAUCAACCUCACAGGAAACUUCAAUGCAUGCAGAAUGGUUGCUGCUCGGUUGGUUAGGGAUGUGCCUAAGCCGAUCCCAGCACCGACCGAGGAGACGCCUUGCAGGGGAGUCAUUGUGACUGUCGCUUCGCAGGCCGGACUGGAAGGACAGGCAGGUCAAGUAGCGUACGCCACGAGUAAAGGAGCCAUUGUCAGCAUGACAUUACCAAUGGCCAGAGAUCUAGCCUGGUACUCCAUCCGGACCUGCUCCAUCUGUCCCUCCAUCUUCGAGACGCCCAUGUCCGUGCAAAUGCCCCAACGCGCCCGCAAGAAGACGCUCGCCACCACCGAAUACCCUGCUAGAUUUGGUAGGCCAGAUGAGUUUGCGCAUGCGGCUGUGAGCAUCAUCGAGAAUGACAUGAUGAAUGGGAUGAAUCUGAGAUUGGAUGGAGCUACGAGGCUGGCGAAGCUCUAAGUGAGACAGGAAGAAGCGGGUGGCUCUCCCGACGUGUCUUUUCGAGCCCUGCUUUAAGCAACCCCUCGAAUGUAUAUUACGCCAUGACAAGCUCAUCACGACUGUUGUGAAGGUCAGAACCUCAGAGCUGUAUAUACAUUAUUCC